This is a messenger RNA of Dromaius novaehollandiae (emu), 1880 nucleotides long. RefSeq names its product N-myristoyltransferase 1 (gene NMT1). The record is from RefSeq and is a predicted model, not a curated record. Gene Ontology annotation, cellular component: cytoplasm. The transcript has 12 exons. Gene Ontology annotation, biological process: N-terminal peptidyl-glycine N-myristoylation. NCBI's taxonomy places the organism in Eukaryota, Metazoa, Chordata, Aves, Casuariiformes, Dromaiidae. Gene Ontology annotation, molecular function: glycylpeptide N-tetradecanoyltransferase activity. The coding region runs from base 79 to 1569 and encodes 496 amino acids.
GCAUGCCCCGCGACCCGCCACCCAAUCGCGGCGCGCUUUGUUGCGGGGGUGCGGCAGCCGCCGAGGUCCCGUUUCAAGAUGGCGGACGACAGUGAGACAGCAGUGAGGCGGCCACCGCCGAGGCCUCAGCGGCCGUCCGCGGAGGAGAAUGACCACGAUCACUGCAGCGACUGCGAGAACGAGGCAGAGCACGGCUCCAACCGGGGUGGCUUGAGUCCAGCAAAUGACAGCGGAGCCAAAAAGAAGAAAAAGAAACCGAAACGGAAGAAAGAGAAAGGAGGAGAUCAACCUGACCAGGCUCAGGACCAGCCAGUAAAGGUGAACUCUUUACCGGCUGAGAGGAUCCAGGAGAUUCAAAAAGCCAUCGAGCUCUUCUCCGUAGGUCAGGGACCUGCCAAAACCAUGGAGGAAGCCAGCAAGCGGAGCUACCAGUUCUGGGACACGCAGCCAGUGCCCAAGCUAGGAGAAGUGGUGAACACCCACGGUCCCGUUGAACCAGACAAAGACAACAUCCGUCAGGAGCCAUACACCUUGCCCCAGGGCUUCACCUGGGAUGCCCUGGACCUUGGAGAUAGAGGCGUGCUGAAAGAGCUGUACACGCUUCUGAACGAGAACUACGUGGAAGAUGAUGACAACAUGUUCCGGUUCGAUUACUCUCCUGAGUUCCUGCUGUGGGCACUGCGUCCUCCGGGCUGGUUGCCCCAGUGGCACUGUGGUGUCAGAGUUGUCUCCAGCAAGAAGCUGGUUGGAUUUAUCAGCGCGAUUCCAGCCACUAUCCACAUCUAUGACACAGAGAAGAAGAUGGUGGAGAUAAAUUUCCUGUGUGUCCACAAAAAGUUGCGCUCCAAACGGGUGGCUCCGGUUCUGAUCCGUGAGAUCACACGGCGGGUUCAUCUGGAGGGGAUAUUUCAGGCUGUUUACACUGCAGGAGUGGUGCUGCCAAAGCCUGUGGGGACUUGCAGGUACUGGCACCGGUCCCUGAAUCCUCGGAAACUCAUCGAAGUCAAAUUUUCCCACCUGAGCAGGAACAUGACUAUGCAACGUACCAUGAAGCUUUACCGGCUGCCAGAGACUCCCAAGACUCUCGGCUUGCGGCCAAUGGAGCAUAAAGAUAUUUCUGCAGUGCACAAGCUCUUGACCGAAUACCUGAAGCAGUUCCACCUGACGCCCGUCAUGAGCCGAGAGGAGGUGGAGCACUGGUUCUUACCUCAGGAGAACAUCAUCGACACCUUCGUGGUAGAGAGCGCCCCUGGGGAGGUGACAGACUUCCUGAGCUUCUACACGCUGCCCUCCACCAUCAUGAACCACGCGACUCACAAGAGUCUGAAAGCUGCUUACUCCUUCUACAACGUUCACACCAAGACGCCUCUCAUCGACCUCAUGAGCGAUGCUCUCAUACUCGCCAAGUCGAAAGGAUUCGACGUGUUCAAUGCACUGGAUCUCAUGGAAAACAAAACCUUCCUGGAGAAGCUGAAGUUUGGGAUUGGGGACGGGAACCUGCAGUAUUACCUGUACAAUUGGAAGUGUCCCAGCAUGGCACCAGAGAAGGUAGGACUGGUGUUGCAGUAAGCAAGCCCUGCGAGGAGAGCGCAGCGCCGCUGAGGAGCUGGGCCCGGGAGAGAUGCUGCCCUCGCCGUUUCCGCCAAAGCCGGCCCCGUGUGUGGAGAAGUGGAACUGAACCAGCUACACGAACAUCGACUGAUUUUAGCGAUUGUAUCACACAAUGCCGGCCACGGCUCCCCGGUGGCGUCAGUGGUCUCCUUUGUUUUGGUUUAAUUGCAUCCUCGUAAAGACGUGAUCAAGGGAAUGUAACUGCAGAAACUAGCUCAUGAUUGGCAUAUAAUGGAGUUAACGGGUGAAUAAUAAAAGUAUAUAUUAUA